Messenger RNA from Mastomys coucha (southern multimammate mouse), 6183 nucleotides. RefSeq names its product death associated protein kinase 1 (gene Dapk1). Gene Ontology annotation, biological process: positive regulation of apoptotic process; MyD88-dependent toll-like receptor signaling pathway; protein phosphorylation. Gene Ontology annotation, cellular component: cytoplasm; nucleus. The coding region runs from base 396 to 4934 and encodes 1512 amino acids. The record is from RefSeq and is a predicted model, not a curated record. The transcript has 25 exons. Gene Ontology annotation, molecular function: protein serine/threonine kinase activity; ATP binding; TIR domain binding. Lineage: Eukaryota; Metazoa; Chordata; Mammalia; Rodentia; Muridae.
AGGUUACACCUCCGCUCCUCUGAUGGACUUUGGAGGUCUGAGAUAUCCCACCUGGGCACGCGCCUCAGUAGUUUGGAGCUGUGCUCAGGAAUCUCGUGGGCUAACGAUUGUUUCUCAGAUAGCUGCUCCAUCAUGCUUAGGGUGGUUGUUCACAUUCAGUUCCUGUUAGUACCCAUGGAUGCCCCAGGAAGCUGCCGCUGUUCUCUGCAAACCAGUACUAUAAAAGAACAAAGCCUCUAAGGAGGGGACAGUGUCUACCCAGGGUCUUAGGGCCAAUAAGUAAGCAGAUCAGAAAGUGGUUACAGAUCCAGGUCCUCAGCCUGCAGUGGAUUGACUCUGCUAAGAACAGUGCUGGGUAAAGCUAAAAGAGCUCAGCGCCACCUACAGAGACAGCCAUGUGUCCUUCGGCCCUCUUCACCCACAGUAACAUGGGCCAGUGCUGCCAGCUGCCUGAGUCCUUUGGCAACGCUGGGGUUCUGAGCUUUAAAAUACUGAGAUUGGACCCAGUUCUCCAAAAACACAGUGGUUCAAGGCUGUGGCUCAAACCAACCGUCCUUCAAGUCUCAAGUUGUCGCCAGUGGAUAGAAGGGGUACUUCGCCUGGUAACCAGGGCUUCAUUUCCUUUGCGGGCACUUGCCUUUAGAAGACUGUUGAAGCGAUUCAGUUCUGAGUUAAUGCAGACCCUGGGGAGAUGGGUUAUUAGUGGACAGUUCGCAGUCGUGAAGAAAUGUCGUGAGAAAAGUACCGGUCUUCAGUAUGCAGCCAAGUUCAUCAAGAAAAGGAGGACCAAGUCCAGCCGGCGGGGUGUGAGCCGGGAGGACAUCGAGCGGGAGGUCAGCAUCCUGAAGGAGAUCCGGCACCCAAAUGUCAUCACCCUGCAUGAGGUCUAUGAGAACAAGACAGACGUCAUUCUGAUCCUGGAGCUUGUUGCAGGGGGUGAGCUGUUUGACUUCCUGGCUGAGAAGGAAUCUCUGACUGAAGAGGAAGCGACGGAAUUCCUCAAGCAGAUUCUCAGCGGCGUUUACUACCUACACUCCCUUCAGAUCGCCCACUUUGACCUGAAGCCGGAAAACAUAAUGCUUCUAGAUAGAAAUGUGCCCAAACCCCGGAUCAAGAUCAUCGACUUUGGCUUGGCCCAUAAAAUUGACUUUGGAAAUGAAUUCAAAAACAUAUUUGGGACACCAGAGUUUGUGGCUCCAGAGAUAGUCAACUAUGAGCCCCUUGGCCUCGAGGCAGACAUGUGGAGCAUCGGGGUAAUAACCUAUAUCCUCCUGAGUGGGGCCUCCCCUUUUCUUGGAGACACCAAGCAAGAAACAUUAGCAAAUGUAUCUGCUGUCAACUACGACUUCGAGGAGGAAUUCUUCCGGAACACCAGUACCCUUGCCAAAGAUUUCAUCAGAAGAUUGCUGGUCAAGGAUCCAAAAAAGAGGAUGACAAUCCAGGACAGUUUGCAGCACCCCUGGAUCAAGCCUAAAGACACCCAACAAGCACUUAGUCGAAAAGCCUCAGCAGUAAACAUGGAGAAAUUCAAGAAGUUUGCAGCUCGAAAAAAAUGGAAACAAUCUGUUCGCUUGAUAUCACUGUGCCAAAGAUUAUCCAGGUCAUUUUUGUCCAGAAGUAACAUGAGCGUCGCCAGGAGCGAUGAUACUCUGGAUGAGGAAGACUCCUUCGUUAUGAAAGCCAUCAUUCAUGCCAUCAAUGAUGACAAUGUCCCAGGUCUGCAGCACCUCCUGGGCUCAUUGUCCAGCUAUGAUGUCAACCAGCCCAACAAGCAUGGGACACCUCCAUUACUGAUUGCUGCAGGCUGUGGGAACAUCCAGAUGUUACAGUUACUCAUAAAACGAGGCUCAAGGAUUGACGUCCAGGAUAAGGGAGGAUCCAAUGCCAUCUACUGGGCCUCUCGGCAUGGCCAUGUGGAGACUUUGAAAUUCCUCAAUGAGAACAAAUGUCCUUUGGAUGUUAAAGACAAGUCCGGAGAGACGGCUCUUCACGUGGCAGCCCGCUAUGGCCAUGCAGAUGUUGUUCAACUAUUGUGCAGUUUUGGCUCUAAUCCUGAUUUCCAGGACAAGGAAGAGGAAACCCCCCUGCACUGUGCUGCCUGGCAUGGCUAUUACUCCGUGGCUAAAGCUCUUUGUGAAGUUGGCUGCAACGUGAAUAUCAAGAACCGGGAGGGAGAGACCCCACUGCUGACGGCAUCUGCCAGGGGCUACCAUGACAUUGUAGAGUGUCUGGCUGAACAUGGAGCUGACUUGAACGCUUCUGACAAGGAUGGACAUAUUGCCCUUCAUCUUGCUGUGAGGCGUUGUCAGAUGGAGGUCAUCAAGACCCUCCUUGGCCAUGGGUGCCUUGUGGAUUUCCAGGACAGGCAUGGCAACACACCCCUGCACGUGGCCUGCAAAGAUGGAAGUGCACCUAUCGUGGUGGCCCUCUGUGAAGCCAGCUGCAACCUGGACAUCUCAAACAAGUAUGGUCGGACUCCUCUCCACCUUGCAGCCAACAACGGGAUCCUAGAUGUGGUCCGCUACCUCUGUUUGAUGGGCGCCAACGUGGAGGCUCUAACCUCGGAUGGCAAGACAGCUGAGGACCUCGCCAAGGCAGAACAGCAUGAACACGUGGCAGGGCUCCUGGCAAGACUACGGAAGGACACACACCGAGGACUCUUCAUCCAGCAACUCCGACCCACCCAGAAUCUCCAGCCCAGAAUCAAACUCAAACUCUUUGGCCAUUCAGGAUCUGGGAAAUCCACCCUGGUGGAAUCACUCAAGUGUGGGCUGUUAAGGAGUUUCUUCAGAAGGCGCCGGCCCAGACUGUCCUCAACCAACUCCACCCGCUUCCCACCGUCGCCCCUGGCUACUAAGCCGACAGUCUCCGUGAGCAUUAACAACCUGUACCCUGGUUGUGAGAACGUGAGCGUGAGGAGCCGCAGCAUGAUGUUCGAGCCAGGCCUCACCAAAGGGAUGCUGGAAGUGUUCGUGGCUCCAUCUCACCACCUCCACUGCUCGACCGAUGACCAGUCCACCAAAGCCAUCGACAUCCAGAAUGCUUAUUUGAACGGAGUCGGUGAUUUCAGUGUAUGGGAGUUCUCUGGAAACCCUGUGUACUUCUGUUGCUAUGACUACUUCGCUGCCAAUGAUCCCACAUCCAUCCACAUCAUUGUUUUCAGUCUCGAAGAACCCUAUGAGAUCCAGCUGAACCAAGUGAUUUUCUGGCUUAGUUUCUUGAAGUCUCUGGUCCCGGUUGAAGAACCCAUAGCAUUUGGAGGCAAGCUGAAGAACCCUCUCCGCGUCGUCCUGGUGGCCACACAUGCUGACAUCAUGAACAUCCCUCGGCCUGCUGGCGGCGAGUUUGGAUAUGAUAAGGAUACAUCCUUGCUGAAAGAGAUCAGAAACAGGUUCGGGAAUGACCUUCAUGUCUCAAAUAAACUGUUUGUGCUAGAUGCAGGAGCAUCUGGGUCUAAGGACAUUAAGGUUCUUAGGAAUCACCUGCAAGAAAUACGGAGUCAGAUUGUCUCGGGGUGCCCUCCCAUGACUCACCUGUGUGAGAAGAUCAUCUCCACUCUGCCCUCCUGGCGGAAGCUCAACGGACCAAACCAGCUGAUGUCGCUGCAGCAGUUUGUGUAUGACGUGCAGGACCAGCUGAACCCCCUGGCCUCUGAGGAUGACCUCAGGCGCAUUGCACAGCAGCUGCACAGCACGGGAGAGAUCAACAUCAUGCAGAGUGAGACAGUGCAGGAUGUGUUGCUGCUGGAUCCUCGAUGGCUCUGCACCAAUGUUCUGGGGAAGCUGCUGUCUGUGGAGACGCCCCGAGCCCUGCACCAUUACCGGGGCCGCUACACCAUGGAAGACAUCCAGCGUCUGGUCCCCGACAGUGAUGUGGAGGAGCUGCUGCAGAUACUGGAUGCCAUGGACAUCUGCGCCCGAGACCUGAGUAGUGGGACAAUGGUGGAUAUCCCUGCUCUGAUCAAAACAGACAGCCUGCAGCGCUCCUGGGCGGAUGAGGAGGAUGAGGUGAUGGUGUACGGCGGGGUGCGCAUCGUCCCCGUAGAGCACCUCACCCCCUUCCCCUGUGGCAUCUUUCACAAAGUUCAGGUCAACCUGUGCCGGUGGAUCCACCAGCAGAGCGCGGAGGGUGAUGCGGACAUCCGUCUGUGGGUGAGUGGCUGCAGGAUCGCCAACCGUGGGGCUGAGUUGCUGGUGCUGCUGGUCAAUCAUGGCCAGGGCAUCGAGGUACAGGUGCGUGGACUGGAGACGGAGAAGAUUAAGUGCUGCCUGCUGCUGGACUCGGUGUGCAGCACCAUCGAGACUGUCAUGGCCACCACCUUGCCAGGGUUGUUGACGGUGAAGCACUACCUGAGCCCCCAGCAACUAAGGGAACACCACGAACCGGUCAUGGUUUACCAGCCCCGGGACUUCUUCCGUGCGCAGACCCUGAGAGAGAACUCCCUUACCAACACCAUGGGAGGGUACAAGGAAAGCUUCAGCAGCAUCACGUGCUUUGGGUGUCAUGAUGUCUACUCACAGGCCAGUCUUGGCAUGGAUAUCCAUGCGUCAGACCUGAGUCUCCUGACGCGGAGGAAACUGAGUCGCCUGCUUGACCCACCCGACCCCAUGGGGAAAGACUGGUGCCUUCUGGCCAUGAACUUGGGCCUCCCAGACAUGGUGGCCAAACACAACGUCAACAACAGGGCUUCUAGGGAUUUCCUCCCCAGCCCAGUGCAUGCCUUGCUACAGGAAUGGACCUCCUACCCUGAGAGCACGGUGGGCAUCCUUAUAUCCAAACUUCGGGAGCUGGGGCGCCGGGAUGCUGCGGACUUUUUACUGAAGGCCUCCUCUGUGUUCAAGAUCAACCUUGAUGGCAAUGGGCAGGAGGCCUAUGCCUCAAGCUGUAACAGUGGCACAUCCUACAAUUCCAUUAGCUCAGUGGUGUCCCGGUGAGGGCAGCCUUGGCUUGGGUAGGGUCUUUAUGGACUGAGAUGCAAGGGCGGAGGGGAGGGGGCAACUCACCCUUCUCAGUGCAGAUUCCCAUGCAGUCCUUCUGCUCCUGAAGACACCCUCCACCCUGUCCUCAGCCUCCCAGCCUCCCUCUCCCUCCCUCUCACACAUCCCCCAGUCAAGAGCAGACCAUAUCCUUCACUUGGGUCACUUGGGAAGCUAGAGCCCCUCCUGUCAGUGUUUUGGACUCCAUCUCUUGUCCUCUAAUACCUUGCUUAUUACUGAUAAUUUUAUUGAGAUUCCAAACUUUUCAAUGAAAAAAAAAAUUUAACUCCUUUAUUGAUUAUCCUUACCAAAAAAGAAAAAAAAAAAAAGAAACACACACAUUUAUCCAUAAUGUGUAUUUCUUAUCCUUUUCUCUGCUGAACCAGCCCCUCAGCUUCUCUCUUUUAUAUUUGUAGGAGAGACUCCCAUGCUUGGACCCCACUGUAUGAUUUAUAAACAGACAAUAUGUGAGUGCCUUUUGCAGAAGAGGGUGUGUUGAAUCAUCUGAGUCAGCCCGGAGCUGCUACCAAGGAAAUGCUACCUCUCUGUCCCUUGCUGUGUACUGAUCACCGCCAGAGGUGCUUCACUCUGACUUGUUGGGUUUGGGUUUUUUUUUUCUUUCUUUCUUUCUCUUUCUAGGGAGGGGGCUCUGUGUUUCAUUUGGCAAGGAAAGAGGAGAAAGGAGUCCUCCCCAGAGUGUUCAUGGCCAGUGUUGCUGUAAGAAGACAAUUUUGGUUGCACAUGAGACCUACAGACGGUCACACUUCCUUCCUCCCUCCCUUCUCAGGUAGAAGGUUGACGCAGUGUAGGGUUAUGGAGACCUGUGUUAAGAAUUGCUAAGACCCCCCCCCCCAACUCAUAACCCAUGGCAGUCCGUUAUUGUUGGCUCCACGCUGAGGUCCUGGUAUGAUCACUUCUUGCACUUGAAGUCUGAGAGAAAGGAAAUAGAGGGAAGAACAAGUUUUCUUGGGGGUGAUUGAGAUUGGGAUCGAAUUUUAAAUCAGUGUGAGGGAACAUGUUUUAAUUCUUCUGUCCUGAGAAGCAUGUAAUGUUACCAUAUCACCUGUACAUAUAUAUAUGCACUAUGUAUAUACAUAUAUAUUGAUACUGGUAUUUUUACUUAAUCUAUAAGAUGUCGUAAAAUAAUUAAGUUUGGGUUUUUUUUCCUCUCUUCUUUUGUUUUAUAAAUAAAUGGUUGCUUAUUGCA